AGCAUACCAUUUUAUUUUUUACGUUUUCCUUUCUUUCUUUUUUACUGGACCAAUUUUAGGAUGGUGUUAUAUUGCUGCUCGAGCGCCUUGGAACUUUAUAUUAAGUUCACCUGCAGCUUUUUAUUCGUGUUUUUACUGUUCCAAAUUCCACAGUCCUCCUCGCCUUUAAUUACAGGUAAAAUACAUUGACUUGGCCUAUUUUUUUCAAAACAUGUCAAGUAAUUGACAAAAACAAGAAUAUAGUCCAAAAACUAGCCUAUUAGGCCUACGGGAAUAGGCUAUUCACUUUUCCCGUUACUUCCCACUAGGCACAGACGUCAGCUCAAUGUCUAGUUUUGAUUUACAUUUGGUUGAGUUGUCAACUAACGUUAAAUCAACAACAAAUGUCACCAUGUCAUUGAAUUGAGGUUAUAAGUUGGGUUAAAACAUUUUUUUUUUGAAAUGCCCUUACGUUGAUGCCUUUUUGCAAAUCCAAUCAUCAUCACCCCAUUCAGCUGAAACAUUUAGAAUUUGACAAGCAACCUUCUGUCGGGUAACUGGUACCGCCGGGCUCGUUUGAAACCUUAUGAUAGGCGCAUUGCAUUACCAGUAUCAUUUGCCAAUCUACUGUUUUUGGAAACUCGUGUUGGGUCGUGCUGUCGAGGUCAGUAUCCAAGUCACCUGGCGCGUUAUCAUUGUGCAAACAUGAUAAUUUAUUUCAGGGGAAAGAAAAACCUGCCUAUCGGUAUCAACUGAGUAGGCUACCAUUAUAGUAUAAUCCUAACGGAUCAAAUUCCCAUGGCGUGUCGCUACCUGGUAUUCGAAAUAUGCGGUAUAUCAUCUGUCUAUUGUCUUCCAUGCAGGGCCCGGAGUUGAAGGCACCGUUUUCGUGGGAGAGGAAAGUUGGCUGGUUGUAGAAAGACAAAUGCGCCCUGUCACUGUUCUCCGCUGCAGGAGGUGGAUGAAGAGUAAACAACAUUUAUAGGGCUAUUCAUUCAUCUCCGUUUUAUAAAAUAAGAAAAACCUCAUUGGAUUGAGGCUAAAGUAGUCCUCUGUAGCUCAAUUGGUAGAGCACGGCGCUUGUAACGCCAGGCUGGUGGGUUCGAUCCCCGGGACCACCCAUACGUAAAAAUGUAUGCGCACAUGACUGUAAGUCGCUUUGGAUAAAAGCGUCUGCUAAAUGGCAAAUUUAUAUAUAAAGGUUUCCCCACAAUCACUUAAAUCUGUGCUGGUUUAAUUACACGCGAAGGUUGUAGGGUAGGCUAACGUCGGGGUAAUUGCCUCCCCCCACCCCUCCUGUAAUUCUCACAGAACCACUUUGUCACCUAAUACUUUCCCUUGCUGCCACUACCUGCUCAAAUAAAAAUGUUAUGUCUCAUCUAAAUUUAAGUCGCUCUAACAAAAUCAUUCUGAGAUAAGCUGAUCUAAUAUUUCGUCAUUUAGAAAAAGUUAUAGGCUAUAGCCUAUAUAAUCAAAUUAAGUUAGAAAUAUAAACUUGUCGAUAAAACUCAGACUAUUAGGCCUACUUCUUUUAACGUUUACAAAAUAUACCUCACCGUCAUGGCAUAGCCGGUGCAAUGCGUGGUAGGCCUAAAGAAAAAGCACAAUUCGAAUAUGGCAAGCCUGUCCAUAACAUAAUUUCUAUGAUGCGUGUUGUUUCGCUGUUUUAUCACGUCAAUGAGGAUGAAAAGGCGCGAAUUUAUUGCCUCUCUCCUUGCGCCCUUCACAGGUACAGAAGCCAGCUGCGAGAACGAAGGAGAGGUGCUCCACAUACCCAACAUAACGGACAACCCGUGCAUCACCUGCGUCUGUCUGGUGAGAACAAAUCCCAAUUCUUGCUAAAUAACUUUCAAAUGGUGUUAGGGCAGGUAAUUGUUAGUUGACAUUGAGCUACAGGCUUCUGCUUCCCUUUUUGUUCUUGGCACGUAGGUUCCGGCGGAGGAGGAACACAACGUAAUUGUUGUGCGUAAUUCUUGCCUCUGCACUUGACUGAAUAACCUUAAUAUUCAUAUUGUGGCCUAAUUAUGUAUAGUCUAUAGCCGAGUUGUAGGUCCUAAGUGGGCAAAUAGGCCUGUACAGUUUUUUUCUAUUAAUCACAAAGAAUGAUGAAUGUUGCCACCUUUUCAAAAAGAGCAUUAGGCUAGUUAUGUAAUUAUUUCCCUUCUAAGCCCACACUGGCUUUUAAACAACAUUGUAUUGUUUGUUUAAAGACGCCCCGACUGCCUGUUAAAUCCAGGCUACAAAUGUCAAAGGAGGCGUCUUUCCUGGAACAAUGUGAAGGUCAUUGUUUUAGGGGUUGAGAAUGGAAGUGAGAGGCUUUUCUGUCACCAGCAGCCAGAUUCAAUAAUACUCUCCCUCGCCUGUCUUUUUAGUCCCUCUUUAAAAGUGUAAUGUGGUGAGGAAGUUUCAACAAAUGUCCUGUUUGACUUGCAGGGUAUUUGCCCUAUGUGAAACAGAGAAACAGUGUGUGUGUGCAAGGUUAUAUAUGUAUGUGUGCACUGUGCGUGCUACUUUGGCCGUGCUGCCUCUGCUGGCUCUAGCGGCUCUGAUAGUCUCUUUGAUAUGUCUCCUCUGCUAACCACCUCCUUAUCAGGCUUCCAUCACUAGGAGCCCUGCUGAAUGCUAUCAGUCAUCAGAGGGCCACGGCUAGCCUUUCAUCUUGGCCCGUCCGCCAUGUCACUGGCCCCAGUGUGUCGCCAUGCUGUCUUUAGGGGGGGUUAGCGGAUUUUAAAGGGUGGGGGGUGAGCCGUCAGGGCUCUAGUGUCACUCACAGGCUCCCAGUUGCGGAGUACCUGUUAAUGGCACUUCACUGGCGGAAACUGAGGCACACAGAGAAGCCAUUCUUUUCAGCAGUCGUCUCACUAGACGCAGGAAUCUGCCUCCCGCUCGCUAAACAUAAUAUACAGACAGCCAGUUAACCUGCUGUCUACUACUCUCCCUCUCUUUUUGCCCCCUCUUUCUCGGUAGCAGUGAUUGAUGAGCUCAGUGGGCUGACCAGUGAUCUGCAAACAUUUGGAAGCCAAAGGUCCUUUCCUGUUCCAACCGCUCCACAAACAUGGAGAUCAAUACUCACCGUGUAACUUUACAGUCUUUACCUCUGCCGCUGACGUUAUCAGCAAACCACUAAGCCAGAGAGCAUGUCUGUCUAGGUACAGAGAUGCAAUAACAUUCGAUUUAUGUGCGGAAUCGGCAUGUGAAGGGUUCUUCGGCUGCCUAUAGGAAAACACUUUGAAUAACCAUUUUUGGUUGCAGGUAGAACCCUUUUGGGUUCCAUGUAGAACCUUUUCUACAGAGGAUUCUACAUGGAACCCAAAAUGAUUUUACCUGGAACCAAAAAGGGUUCUCCUAUGGGGACAGCUGAAGAACCCUUUUGGAACCCUUUUUUCUAAGAGUGUAGUCUAGAAGACUCACAGAAGACACAAUCCUCCUUUAUUUCCCGCUCUCUCUCUCAUCCUUUUCUUUCCCCCUUUCUGUCAGUGCACUGUGAGGUUAGUGGUACAGUUCUCCCAGUGGUCUAUAGAGCAAAGAUGGUGUUAGAGAACUGUCAGGGCAGCAUUGCUAUUGGACCUCCCAGGAUACUUCUAAUGGAGGGGUAGAGACAUUUUUAUAUAUAUAUAUACACUGCUCAAAAAAAUAAAGGGAACACUAAAAUAACACAUCCUAGAUCUGAAUGAAUGAAAUAAUCUUAUUAAAUACUUUUUACUUUACAUAGUUGAAUGUGCUGACAACAAAAUCACACAAAAAUUAUCAAUGGAAAUCAAAUUUAUCAACACAUGGAGGUCUGGAUUUGGAGUCACCCUCAAAAUUAAAGUGGAAAACCAAACUACAGGCUGAUCCAACUUUGAUGUAAUGUCCUUAAAACAAGUCAAAAUGAGGCUCAGUAGUGUGUGUGGCAUCCACGUCUGAGGGGUCUGAAGAUCUCAUCUCGGUACCUAAUAGUAGUCAGGCUACCUCUGGCGAGCACAUGGAGGGCUGUGCGGCCCCCCAAAGAAAUGCCACCCCACACCAUGACUGACCCACCGCCAAACCGGUCAUGCUGGAGGAUGUUGCAGGCAACAGAACGUUCUUCACGGCGUCUCCAGACUCUGUCACGUCUGUCACAUGUGCUCAGUGUGAACCUGCUUUCAUCUGUGAAGAGCACAGGGCGCCAGUGGCGAAUUUGCCAAUCUUGGUGUUCUCUGGCAAAUGCCAAACGUCCUGCACGGUGUUGGGCUGUAAGCACAACCCCCACCUGUGGACGUCGGGCCCUCAUACCACCCUCAUGGAGUCUGUUUCUGACCGUUUGAGCAGACACAUGCACAUUUGUGGCCUGCUGGAGGUCAUUUUGCAGGGCUCUGGCAGUGCUCCUCCUUGCACAAAGGCGGAGGUAGCAGUCCUGCUGCUGGGUUGUUGCCCUCCUACGGCCUCCUCCACGUCUCCUGAUGUACUGGCCUGUCUCCUGGUAGCACCUCCAUGCUCUGGACACUACGCUGACAGACACACGCAAACCUCUUGCCACAGCUCGCAUUGAUGUGCCAUCCUGGAUGAGCUGCACUACCUGAGCCACUUGUGUGGGUUGUAGACUCCGUCUCAUGCUACCACUAGAGUGAAAGCACCGCCAGCAUUCAAAGGUGACCAAAACAUCAGCCAGGAAGCACUAGGAACUGAGAAGUGUCUGUGGUCACCACCCUGCAAAAACCAGUCCUUUAUUGGGGGUGUCUUGCUAAUUGCCUAUAAUUUCCACCUGUUGUCUAUUCCAUUUGCACAACAGCAUGUGAAAUGUAUUGUCAAUCAGUGUUGCUUCCUAAGUGGACAGUUUGAUUUCACAGAAGUGUGAUUGACUUGGAGUUACAUUGUGUUGUUUAAGUGUUCCCUUUAAUUUUUUGAGCAGUGUGUAUAUACACUACCAGUCGAAAGUUUGGACACCUACUCAUUCAAGGGUUUUUCUUUAUUUGGACUAUUUUUUACAUUGUAGAAUAAUAGUGAAGACAUCAAAACUUUGAAAUAACAUAUAUGGACUCAUAUGGUAACCAAAAAAGUGUCAAACAAAUCAAAAUAUAUUUUAUAUUUGAGAUUCUUCUAAGUAGCCACCCUUUGCCUUGAUGACUGCUUUGCACACUCUUGGCAUUCUCUCAACCAGCUUCAUGAGGUAGUCACCUGGAAUGCAUUUCAAUUAACAGGUGUGCCUUCUUAAAGGUUAAUUUGUGGGAUUUCUUUCCUUCUUAAUGCGUUUGAGCCAAUCAGUUGUGUUGUGACAAGGUAGGGGUGGUAUACAGAAGAUAGCCUUAUUUGGUAAAAGACCAAGUCCAUAUUAUGGCAAGAACAGCUCAAAUAAGCAAAGAGAAAAGACAGUCCAUCAUUACUUGAAGACAUGAAGGUCAGUCAAUACAGAACAUUUCAAGAACUUUGAACGUUUCUUCAAGUGCAGUCACAAAAACCAUCAAGCGCUAUGAUGAAACUGGCUCUCAUGAGGACCACCACAGGAAUAGAAGACCCAGAGUUACCUCUGCUGCAGAGGAUAAGUUCAUUAGAGUUACCAGCCUCAGAAACUGCAGCCCAAAUAAAUGCUUCACAGAGUUCAAGUCACAGACACAUCUCAACAUCAACUGUUCAGAGGAGACUGUGUGAAUCAGGCCUUCAUGGUCGAAUUGCUGCAAAGAAACCACUUCUAAAGGACACCAAUAAGAAGAAGAGACUUGCUUGGGCCAAGAAACACGAGCAAUGGACAUUAGACCGGUGGAAAUCUGCCCUUUGGUCUGGAGUCCAAAUUGGAGAUUUUUGGUUCCAACCGGCGUGGCUUUGUGAGACGCGGUGUGGGUGAACGGAUGAUCUCCGCAUGUGUAGUUCCCACCGUAAAGCAUGGAGGAGGAGGUGUUAUGGUGUGGGGGUGCUUUGCUGGUGACACUGUCUGUGAUUUAUUUAGAAUUCAAGGCACACUUAACCAGCAUGGCUACCACAGCAUUCUGCAGUGAUACGCCAUCCCAUCUGGUUUGGGCUUAGUGGGACUAUUAUUUGUUUUUCAACAGGACAAUGACCCAACACACCUUCAGGCUGUGUAAGGGCUAUUUUACCAAGAAGGAGGAGUGAAGGAGUGCUGCAUCAGAUGACCUGGCCUCCACAAUCCCCCGACCUCAAACCAAUUGAGAUGGUUUGGGAUGAGUCGGACUGCAGAGUGAAGGAAAAGCAGCCAACAAGUGGUCAGCAUAUGUGGGAACUCCUUCAAGACUGUUGGAAAAGCAUUCCAGGUGAAGCUGGUUGAGAGAAUGCCAAGAGUGUGCAAAGCUGUCAUCAAGGCAAAGGUUGGCUAUUUGAAGAAUCUCAAAUAUAACAUAUAUUUUGAUUUGUUUAACACUUUGUUGGUUAUUACAUGAUUCCAUAUGUGUUAUUUCAUAGUUUUGAUCUCUUCACUAUUAUUCUACAAUGUAGAAAAUAGUACAAAUAAAGAAAAACCCUGGAAUGAGUAGGUGUGUCCAAACUUUUGACUGGUACUGUAUAUGUUUUAUUGUCACACACCAGAUAGGUGCAGUGAAAUGUGUUGUUUUACAGGGACAGCCAUAGUAGUAUGGCACAGGAGGUUGGUGGUACCUUAAUUGGGGAGGAUGGGCUCGUGUUAAUGGCUGGAGCGGAGUAAGUGGAAUGGUAUACAAAUACAUCAAGCACAUGGUUUCCGUCCUCCCCUCAGCAGCCUCCACUGUAGUAUGGCACCCCUGGAUUAAAUUAGGGUUAAGAUUUUCACCUUAUCGGAUCGGUUAUCCGAACCGCUAGGCUACCUGCCAGGACAUAAAGAAGGACAACAACCAUCUGAAUUCAAAGAAAAUUCAUGGAACUAGCCUACCUACACAUCGGAGCCAACAGUUACAUUCAGUUCAUUCAGCACCAUUCACUUUCUACCACUGGUGCAGGAAUAGGCCUACUUCUUGGAAAGGCUUGUGACUGCUCAGUGAAAUGUAUAUAUUGCCCUAUCCUUUUUCAUCUAGUUGUAAGUCGCCACUGCUGCUCUGUGGGGUCGCGACCUGUUUGUUUUGGAGGGAGGUGAAGGGUCACGAGGGCAAGUAGUCCAGGCUUAAGUAGGCCUUUGACUUGAGUGCACCUCUGAAGAGCCUUUUAGUGAUCUCUCCAUCCUUCCAUGAAAGACCGGCGGCACGGUGGCUGGCGAGCAUGUCAGCUUGUUCUGGCAUGCCCUCUGAGGCCAGGCUGAGAGAUAGAGGGAGGAGAGAGAGUGAUAGUGGAAAAGACUGGGAGAGAGAAAUUAUACAUAGACCAUGGUUUGACUGAACACAUUUUGAUUAUCUGAAGUUGGCAUAUGGAGAUAGUGAAACUGACUGUGCUGUCGCCAUCUAGUGAUCAUCUGCCCAUAGCACAUGACCAUCAUGUCAGUGAUCAAUACAUCUUACAUAUUUUACAUAUAUAUGUUUAGAUGGUCUCAUUAACCUAUCAACAUGUUAUUACCCCUCAGGUCAAAGAUUUCUCUAGUUAUUAUGCUAGAGAAUAGCAGUAGUCCAAUAACAAUCCCCAGACCACCCGUUGGCCUAUUAGAAGCCACGACAUACCACCAGUAGACCAGUAAGAAGCCUCAGAAAGUGCACGGUUUGUUGAGUGUUUAUGAGGCGUGGUGACCUGAAUUGACCCCUGACCUUUGCUGAGAGGGGUCAAACCUCUUCACACCACUUAGUGUUAAUGUCUGCCGAGUGGAAUGGCUCCAUAGCCCAACUGGGAAAGCACAGGUGUGGAGAGACAUAAAGAUUCAAGGACAAAGAUGUGACCACUAUGACACUACUGGAGAUAACUGGGGUCCUCAGAAAAGACACAUAACUUCUCUCCACUCUUUCUAUUUCUCUAUCUAUCUCUCUCUCUCUCUCUCUCUCUCUCUCUCUCUCUCUCCUCUCUCUCUCUCUCUCUCUCUCUCUCUCUCUCUCUCUCUCUCUCUCUCUCUCCAGUCUCUUUCUCUCCUAAUGUCUGAUGGUAUCUGUCUUCCUUUCUGUCAUUCCUUCCAUAUCUCUUUCUCUCACUUUCAAUCCAUCCCUCUAUCUAUCUGGCAUCAUAUAUCUCCCUCUCAGACAUAUUUGUCUCAAACUGGCUGUUGAAAGUGCUCUGAAAAUUCCUACAACUUAGGCCAGUGGUUUAGAGAGGGCUUUACAUAGACUGUGUGGAUUCCAUGUGCCUUCGCCUCUCGCCGCCCUUCUCUCACCCUCCCUCUCUCACCGCCCUUCUCUCACCCUCCCUCUCUCGCCUUCACUGAUGACAUCACCCAAACCAGCGUGGUUAGGGAUCCAGUGAAAGCACUCCGUAAAUAAAACCGCCCAGUUUUAUUUUAGUUAUCUGGGCCACAGUCCGGCUUUGAAGUUGACUCAUUAUACACUCCAGUUAGGUUGCACCGAGUAAAUGGGGACUAUAUAAAGAGAGUGUAUAAAGCUAGUGGCAAAGUGAUAAUGUUAAGGGAGUAUAUAAAGUGAGAAGAGAGAAAGAGAAUUUCUGCAUAAAGUACAUGUAACUCGAGUGAUCUUAUCAAGUGAGUUCAUUUUAGCCUUUAAAAAGUGAGUGUGUCGACAAAGAAUGUGUAGGAGUUUUUAUUAUGUGAAUACACUGAUGGCAAACAAAAAGUGUCUCUCUCUUCCUCUCUCUCCCCCACUUUCUUUCUCUCUCCUCCCCCUCUUUCUUUCUCUCUCCUCCACUCUCUUUCUAUCUUUCUCUCUCUCCUCCCCCCUCUCUCUUUCACGCUAUCUCUCUCCCCUCCCUCCUUCCCUCCCUCCCUCCAUCAGGAAGGGAAGGCAGACUGUAAGCAGGAGAAGUGUCCCCUGGUGUCUGAGGACUGUGCUCUGGUGGUCAAACAGACGGGAGCCUGCUGUGAGAGAUGCAAAGGUGAGCAGCAUACACACUCUACUACUCUCAUCACCAUGAAAACAUGAGGUCAAAGGUUAGGGGAUGCAUGUACUGUUCUGUCGUCUCAGAGAGACCAGUAGACUUGGAACUUUGUCUAGUGGAGUGAGUUAGGUCUACCUUUGGAUCUCUUUAGUGUUAAUGUAUAGACCUUGCUGCAGCAUUGCAGUGAUGUUGUUUGAUGGUUGUGUUCAGGUAACAGGGUCAUUGAUGCUACCUGUAGGAGUGAGGGUGACGUGACAGCUUGAGUCCCACAGUAGAAGACAGUCAGUCCAGCUGCACUGGUCAACCUACUUAUUUAACCACUACUGCCUCCUUGUGGAAGAAUGAGGAAUCGUUUUUCUUCCCACAGGACAAUAGUUACUGUGCAUGUGUGUAUGUGUACUGUUUCAGACCAAUUGAAGAUUCUGCUUGAGGGUAAAUUGCUACAUACACAAACACAUAUAGCUAUUCCUUUCCCGGCUUCUACUUACACACACCCACAAACGUGACAGGCCUACAGUGGUUCGUAUUUAAGUCUUCAGACCUAUUCUUUCUCACACUGUUUGCCAGCAUCUCUCUCUCUCUCUCUCUCUCUCUCUCUCUCUCUCUCUCUCUCUCUCUCUCUCUCACUCACACUCACACUCACACUCACACUCACACACACAGCUGCAGUGGUGGACUUCUCCUCUCUGGGACCGGUUGGGAUCCGUUGGCGUUGGGUUUACAGGGCACAGAAAUAAACCUAGUUUACAAGCCACUACGCCGCUCCGCCUCCCAGACUUGGACCGCACAUGUUCGCCUCCCGGUCGGAACACACAGGGGUCGGGUAGUGUUGGGGUCACCUUGGACACGGUCCACAGCACAGACUACCUCAUGGUCAGGGGCGCGGCCAUUUGUUAGAGUUAAUUAAAAUUAGAAGAGGUGGAGCUCGCUUAAGUCGACCGUGGAAAGCCCCAUGUUGUCAUGGUGAACGAUAUUAGUGCCUAUUGUUCCCCCAUUGUGGUUGACUUUGGGUUUUAUUCAUGACCAUGAAUUUAGAACAGGAAUUUGCUUAUGUCAGCACAAAAACAUCCCACUGUUCAAAUAUUUCAUGCAGUGGUUUUAUCAUAGGAAUUGUUUUGCUGUGUUUCCAUAACCAGACAACCCUAUAUCCGAUGAAACUGAACAGGUUGUUGAAAUUGAAGAGCGUAUUAAUUUAGUCCCUUAUUGACUAUGGGUGGUGUAUCUGGAGCGUUGUGAUUGCUCAUAGUAGACCUCAGGCCCAGGCCCAUUUCACAUGGUGUUGGGUUACUAAUGGCCUUUUAUCAUGCCCUUGGAAUGGAUCUGGACACUUCACAACAACAUAUUCUGGUAUCUUGAUACACCUAUAUAAUGGAUUGGGGUUGUCAAUCAGAGUGUGUGCAUGCCUGUCUGUCUGUCUGUCUGUCUCAAGUGUCUGAAUUGCACAAAUGUGAAAGUGUCGAGACUACUAAAACUCACCAACACUAUACCAAAUCAAGACAAUCAAAGAAAGGUCUUCCCUAGCCAUAGGGGGCACUAUAGCCAACUGGCUCUGACGGUGGUGGCAGACAGACUCCCUCCAGGCAUCGCUUACAGUGGAUUUCUAACCCUGUGUUAAAUCUGUCUCAACACUUAUGGUCUGGAGAGGCAAACAGCUCUAUGUUCACACAUGUAGUCCAUUUAGUGCUCCAUGUAGACUAUGAGUUUCCACGAACUAGUAAACAUUCACAUCCAGGUUUGGAGUGCUAAUUUUCUAUCUCAUCUAUCGAUAUCUAUCUCAUAUAUAGUUCUCUUUAUAUUUAUCUUUCAGUUCGAUGUCGCUAGCUCUGUAUCUCGAGAGAGCGCAGUAAGCGCGCUCGCUCUGUCUCCCACUGGAUCUCGAUCUCUCUCUCUCUCUCCAUAUCUCUCUCUCUCUCUCUCUCUCUCUCUCUCUCUCUGUCUCUCUUUCUCUACCCCCCCCCCCUCUCUCCCUCUCUUUUUUUGUUAAUUCUUUCCAAUGUGUCAAGUAAUUCUCUUUUUGUUUUCUCAUGAUUUGGUUGAGUCUAAUUGUGUUGCUAUCCUGGGGCUCUGUGGGGUCUGUCUGGUCUCUCCUCUAGGUUGUCAGCUGGAUGGAGAGUCCUAUAAUAGUUCUGUCUCCUGGACCAGCUCCACCAAGCCCUGCAUCUCUCGCCGCUGUCAGGUGAGUGUCACACAGAGAAAUGAAAGAGAGAAAGGGAGGGGAACAGACAGAGAGAGAGAUUAUGAUUAUGAUGAUGAGAAAAGAAAGGAGAGGGAAUGUAAAGAAAAUGAGAAGGAAAGAGGGAGUACUAAGAGAGAGGCAGACAGGGAAGAGGGAGUACUAAGAGAGAGGCAGACAGGGAAGAGGGAAAGAGAGAGGGAAUGGAAAAGAGGCGAACACAGACAGAGGGGGAGUGAGUGAAAGAGAGACGGAUGGAAAGGGAGAGAGAGAUUCAUGAAGAAAGAGAGAAAGAUAAAUGAGGAUCUAGGGAAAGAUAGACAUGUGGAGUGGGAGGCUGAAUGACGCAGACAGAGGAAGUUGGGGAGGGAAGGAGAGAUGUGAGGGAGAGAGAGAAUGAGACAGUGGACAGAUAGCCAAGGGGUUGGAGGAAGAAGAGACAUAAAGAGAAAGAAAGGCAGAUGAAGUUGGGGGGGGGGGGGGGGGGGGGAGAGAGAGAGAGAGAGAGAGAGAGAGAGAGAGAGAGAGAGAGAGAGAGAGAGAGAGAGAUGAUAUAUGGCUCAUUGUCUUUGGGGGAGGAGCCAGGUGAACUUGGCAGUACAGUCCACCCAUCUGAGUCCAAGCCUCCCCAACCCAGUGUCUACCUCACAAGACUAACCCCACAUGUCUCCUCAAAACACAUUCAAACCACAUGUAUACCCAACCUCACUUACUGUAUACACACCACACACUCACAUGGUCCCACAAUACCACUUAAAACACACACACAGAUCUGAACACUAUAAGUCAAUAGCAGUGGACACAGCUGUGUGAGGGAGUGUCAGCUCCAGCAUUGGGGAGGUCCAGUCAAACUAGGCUAUGUGUUAGUAUGCGUGUUGAAGGCUUGCGUGCAAAAAAAACAGAGCUCCCCACACCACUCGAUUACUCCAUCCCCAAGAUACCCACACACAGGGAAAGGGAGGGGGGGGUCUAACCAGUAUCCAGGCCUCACACACAAACAACGUGUUGUGGUCCCUAGUUCUUACACUCCUAGUGUAUGCAGAAUAUAUGUCACUUCUAUUGAACUAAACACAUGGCAGACUAAUGAGGUCUGCCCAGCAAGGGAGGUGUGUGUGUGUGUUUCUGAGCUUCAGGUAAUGGUGGUUCUCAUGGAAUAUCUUGCUGAUUCAGGAUAUUUUAUUCAGGUACAUUUUCAGUGAGUGAUCAGGGGUGUCCCAGUGUGUAGAAUAGAUGCAUGCAUGUGUGAGAUACAGAAUGGUAUGUCCCUAUCUAAUAUCUUGCUUAUGUAGUACAUGCCUUACGUAACUCAAACAGGAUUCAAACCGCUAAGCAACCGAGAGACGAGUUUGUCUAAUACAGGAAUGAGAGGUAUUGAGCAGAAUAUUUGGGAAUAUAGGACAUUCACUGACGUACGUAGCCUAGGACUGGACAGGGAUGCUGCUUGGAAUAUGUCGUAGGAAAUUUGCUUGAAUAAUGAUAAAUAAAUCACUGUUUUAAUUGCUUCCUGCUUUUGACAGGAAGGUGUCAUAACUGAAGCGGAAGUGCAAUGUGUCGUCCACUGCAAGAACCCCAAGAUUCACCCCAAGAAGUGCUGUCCAACGUGCCAGAGUGAGUGAAUGUGUACUCGUGUGUGUGUGUGCGCAUGUGUGUGUGUGUGUGUGUGUGUGUGUGUGUGAGAUAAUAAAGUUAACCUCUGUGUCUCUUUUGUUCCAGGCUGUAUCUUCGAGGGCCGUCUGUACAAAGAGAGGGAAGAGUUUCACCCAGAGGGAAAACCCUGUAUUAAAUGCACCUGCACUGUGAGUAUACACUGUAUAGACAUGCAUGUCUUCAGUCCCCACAGUACAGUGACUGGCCCCUCUGUGGUCCAAAUGAGUUUGUCUUGGCCCCUCUGUAGUCCCCCCCUCCUCCCCUUAGUAAACAAACAGUGGAGGUGAGUGAGUAAACAUAUUAACUUGUGGUGAGUCUGUAAACACAUUAACGCCUCAGUGGGACUAAUGUACACUAUGUCCUGUACCAGCCGUUAAUAAGGGCACACUGCUACAGGGCCAGGGUGAACUGUGACAACUGUCUGGCAUCUAGAGUAGCUGUGUUUGUGAGCUGUUAUAGGUGGCAACCCAGGUUUCACAGGUCCAGACAAAGGUACACAUUAUAUUGUAUAAGGGAAAAGGUCAUUAGGUGGAGAUAAGUUGAAUAAUGCAUAAGAGAAGAUUAAUGCAGCAUUGUUCUAACAUCGAUGUUGUGUUCUUUCAGGGAGGGCGGACCCUAUGCAUCAGGGAGGUGUGUCCUGUCCUCUCAUGCCCCACCCACCUGAGCCACACUCAGCCCGGACAGUGCUGUCCCAAGUGCCUCGGUAACACCCCACUCUCAUCAAAUUCCUAAUAGGACUCUCAGAUAGAAGUCUGGAGAACAUAUUCAUAUUUUAUGAAAAAGAGUACUUAUCUCAAAUUUACACAUUAUUAAAACAUCAUAACAGUUCUAAUAAUUAUCAUCAAACUGAUCUCUUUUUUUCUUUCUCUGUCUCUCCGUCAGGUCAGAGGAAAGUGUUUGACCUGUCGAUGGGAAGUUGUCUGUUCCACAGUGAGGUCUAUGAGAACGGCACCUCCUUCAAGCACGACAACUGCACCAGCUGUACCUGCAAGGUAAGAACUGACCAGGGAACCAGACCCCAGAACUCUAUUCAACGUAUGUACCAUAUCACCAAGUUACCAUCAAUAACUGACCCCUUCUCCUUCCCUCGUAUCUCUCAACCUUCAACUUCUUAUAUGCCAUAUUACCAAGUUAUUAAUUAGUAAUAAGAUUACCAAGUUCAUCAAUAACUGACUUCUUCACCUUCCCUCGUAUCCCUCCACCUUCCCAGAAUUCCACUGUGGUGUGCAGGAAGCGCUGCUCUCGGCCUGGCAGUUGCCAUGGUGACCAGUGCUGUGAGGAGUGUCUGUCCUUCGUGAAGGUAGCGGAAGUGAAGUACUGCCGGGUCAGGAACAAGAUCUACCGGGUGAGACACUGUGGGACAACACCCUAAUGAUGCAUCCCUGAUAUCAACUUCGAAAAAUAGAACCUUACCAUUGCCUCAACAUUCAACACUGAUACUAUCCACAGCAGCUGUCCUUAUUCUGACAUUUAUAUGCAUAUUUAUACAGACAUUAAUACUUGAUUGAUAAGUUGAUUGAUGUUGUGGUUGAUUGGUUCCCUCUCUGCUUCUUACUCUGCUCUAGGAGGGAGACAUGUGGUCGUCUGUGAACUGCACCCUGUGUGCCUGUAUCAAUGGGGCCAUCGAGUGCCAGCCAAAGCAGUGUGUGCCAAUCAUCAGCUGCCCCUCGGUGAGUGACAGGCUCAAGGCCCAAUCACAAACUGUCUCUUUUUGUAUCACGCCUUUUUCAUUCCAGGAAUUGUUCAAUUAAGUGAUGUGAAUGACGACAUCGAUUAGAAUAUACUUUAAAAAAUAUGCUCACUCACUUUACCUAUCACCUUAACGCUGGAAUCCGUACUUGGUGAAACUGCCAUGUCCGUUUGCGAUAUUACAACAACAAAGUAGUUACUUCAAACAACAAACACCGUUUUUUUCCCUCAGACAUCAUUGCAAAUCAUUGCACCCGUGAUAGAACAGCAGAGUAUGUACUGCAAGUUAUUUUUACCACAAUGCUGAAUGCUCCUCCCCUCCGUUUCAUCAACAAAAUAAAAACAAUAACAAAUGCGCUGGGGCGGACAGUGGCUCUGUUUUACCGUAUGCAGAUUUCAGCUUUAAACAAUUUCCCACCUGCAAUUUACAUGCAUUUAUCCCUAUGUUAUGAACACUGCCUAUACCUAUAGGACAUAUCCCUGUGGUCCCUCUGUUCUCACUGAAUCAUCAACAUGAGACAGUCCCUUUCACACUUCAUCACAUAAACAACCUACCACGACCAUCACGUCCCCAUCCAUCUGGUCCCUUUCCCGCUCAGACAGACAGAGGUUGUCUACCGUCCAGAGUUACUAUCUGUGACUAACCGCCACACGUUAAAUCCACAUGCGUGACGUGUUGGUGUCACUGUAGGCAGCUGGCUGGAAGCUGAUUUAGCGGUGGAGCGGUAAGGAGCAGUCAGAACCGAUUCACCUGGGCCAGAACAGUGUGAGUGGGCCAAGGCACGACUGUGGUAACUUACCACAGUAACCAUACCUUCCGCUGUCAAGUGGUUGAGUAACGGUCCCAGUUCGCACGGCUGUCACCUGUCAUACGGUCGCGUUGAGGUCACCUGUCUUGGGAUGAUGUAGUAGAUUCUUUGAAAUCCAGUGACCAAAUGGUCAGUUACUUAUUCAUGCUGUCAGUGACCAGCGUUCACACGGUUACAAUGGUUACAUAGCCUCACCUGUUAUGGUCACAUAGCGGCUGUUUGUUGCACGGUAAUGUAGUGGUCAUCUGUUCUUUCAUACGUUCAUAUAGUCGACAUUAAAGGCUCAUUGCCAUUAUUUUUUAAGCUAGCAACCCACCACCAUCACAUAUACACAACACCCAUAUGGUUAUGGAGCAGAUAAUGGUCAAAUAGUAGCAUAAUGAACUGUCAUACGGUCAUCAGUCAGACAGUAAAAUGACAGUCACAUAUGGCUGCCUUUGUCAUGGAUUCCUAGUGGUCACACAGCGUUCACCUGUCAUACAGUCAUGUAGUAUAUCUCCUAACGGCCAUCUGUGUUUGUGUCUUGGUCACUGGGUCAUGGUCAUCUGUCGUAAUAGUCACAUAACAGCCAAAUGAGACAUGGUCACCUAACGGUCAAUUGCAAUAUAGAUAUGGUCACAUAGCGGUCACCUGUCAUACAGUAUCACAACAUCCACUCAUCAUACCUUCCCGGUGGUCAUGUAGCGUUCACCUGUCACACUGUCACAGUGCAGUCACCCAUAUGUCUGCCCCUCUGUCCCAUAGGAGACAUACAGUCUCCAGUCAGGUCUUUGUCUGGGUGAUGUUUGAGUGACAGUGAAGAAGAGCUUCCAUAUAUUUAGACCCUGAAAGCCAAUCUCUCCAUCUCUCAAAGGCAGAGCUUCAAAGAGGGAGCGCCCUUUGUGCACUGUGAUGAGGGUUGGGUGGGAUCUGUGUGUGUGUGUGUGUGUGUGUGUGUGUGUGUGUGUGUGUGAGUGAGUGAGAGUGAGGAUCUGGGAGAGAGAGAGAGAGAGAGAGAGGAUCUGGGAGAGAGAACAGAUCUGGGGCAACGGUAAGUGGGGGUUGAGGGGGAUAGAGUUCUCAAAUGUGCACAUCUGAUGGAAGUUGAAACGUACCCUCCCCACCCACCCUCUCUCUCUUGCACACACACCAGGCAGAGAGUAACAAUUGUCUGUAUCAAUGUCUCACUGUCCACGUUUGACUGGUUUUGUCUGUGUCUAUGUGUGUGGGUAUUAAUAUGUAAUGUGUCCAGUUGACUGUCUGUCUGUCUCUUGCGCUCUGACUGGCUGCCUACUGAUCUCUCUCUAUGUCUGUGUAUCUAACGGUCUGUCUGUCUCUCCUAGAAUAAGAUCCUGAACAGAACAGGCUGCUGCCCGGUUUGCACUGAAAGUGAGUAAGUUACUCCCCUCUUCCUCUGCUGGGUCCUCACACACCUUUGUGGGUUGGAUUUUGCAGUUUUGUGGCAGUUGUUUCUUUCUUGGUCUUCUCUCAAAUUGAAAUUGAGUCAUGUUGUAUUAAUCGCAGAUUUCUCAUGCAAAAUACAGGAAAACUAGAUGGAUCAAAUUGAUGCCCAUAAUUAAACACACUCCCUCUUUCUCCUCCUUCCCUGCCUCUCUCUCUCCCUCCUAUCACUCCUUCCAGAGCCAGGCGUGUGUACCGUAUUCGGCGACCCCCACUACAACACCUUCGACGGGCGCACGUUUAACUUCCAGGGAACCUGCCAGUAUGUUCUGACUCAAGACUGUGGUGGUGUCCCCUCCGGCGGGGGUGGAAACAGCGCCGACUCUGGCUUCACGGUUCUGGUGAGGAACGAUGCGAGGCGAACCCGCUCCUACUCCUGGACCCAGUCAGUGGAGCUGAGGAUAGGAGGGCUGAGUCUCAGCCUGCACCAGCACCUGACGGUGAGGAGGAACGGCACACGCAUCGCCCUGCCCUACCAUGGCCCUGGGGUCCACAUCGACCUGGAUGGAUACCUGCUUAAACUCACCACCAUCGCAGGUUAGACGGGCUGCAUGUUAACUUCAUUGGAACCCAAAGAACACUGCUAAAGCACACUGUAGCUCCUUUUUGAAGCAUAACUUUGUCUCUCUCUUUCUUUCUCCCUCCUCCCCCUCCAUCAGGUCUGGAGAUCACGUGGGAUGGGGACAGCUUCGUGGAGGUGGUGGCUGCUCCUCACCUGCGCGGUCGUCUCUGUGGCCUCUGUGGGAACUACAAUGGACACAAGCGGGAUGACACCAUGGGCAGCGACGGCCUCUUCAAGUUCGUCGUGGAUGAGUUUGCCGAGUCGUGGCGCGUGGACGGGAACGAGGUUUGUGCACAGCCCCUCAGGAGGCCCACCUCGUACCUCUGUCCCGGCAGUGUAAAGGUGAAGUUCCGCGCCCACAGGGAGUGUCAGAAGCUCAAGUCUUGGGAGUUCCAAAAGUGUCACCGGGUGGUGGACUUUGCCUCCUUCUACAGGUCAGUGGUGCUUGGGGUGUCUCAGGAACAUUGGGGAGCAUAAUUUGACACAACGCUCUUGUGACAUGUUAUUCAUAUAUCAAACGUGAUAUUUCAUUAUCUCCGAUGUGCAUAGAAUGUCCAGUGUUGUGUCGAACAUGGAACCCUCUUAGUAUGGAGAUACAUUUAAUCCAGUCCAUUUAAUUUAAUUCAACAGUUAUUUUUCUUAUCUCUCUCUCUCUCUAGGUCCUGUGUAACAGACAUGUGUGAGUGUCCGGUGCAUAAGAACUGUUACUGUGAGUCCUUCAUUGCCUACAGCCGGGCCUGUGAGAGGGAGGGAGCCCCCGUCCACUGGAAGCCAGAGGCUGCCUGCAUGGGUGAGUGACAGCACACACAGCCUAUCACUAAACUUCAUGGAACAGGGGACUCCCCCCACAUUCAAUUUGCUCAACAGAAUGUAUCUCUGAAAUCCAUUCAUGCAGUUCUGUCAAACCAACCCCAUCUUCUCCCUCCCACCUUCUCAGCCACCCAGUGUAAACACGGAGCGGUGUAUGACACCUGUGGCCCAGGCUGCACCAAGACCUGUGACAACUGGAACGAGAUCGGGCCUUGCCACAAGCCCUGCGUGGCUGGCUGCCACUGCCCAGCCAACCUGGUGCUGUUCCAGGGCCGCUGCAUCAAGCCCACAGCCUGCCCUGGCCGGUGACCCUAGUGUCCCAGGGGAAGGGGGCCGAGAGAGGGCCAAACAACCAACACUGCCUGGCACUCAGGGUUCAUACCUGGGGGAGUGGGGGGAACAUGGGGGGUGAGUGUUGGGUGAUGGAUGGAUGAACAGACAGGCAACGAUGGACUGAAGGGAAUCUCAGAAGACAGGUGGGUCAGCUAGAGGCCUCGUCCACUCUGAGAGAGAUAGAUACCGGCCAUCACGGACUGGGGUUUGAAGCUCCGCUAUCUGCUGCUCUUACUCGUCCAGCAAUACCUUUGUGUUUCCACAGGAUGGCGCCCAUGUUGUCAUUAAAAUGGGAUAGGUAUCUGGAGGGAACCAUCACCCUUCUAGAUAAAGGGGAGGAGGCCCUUUGGGAAAGCCUUUGUGGCUAUGCUUCUGGACACUCAAGGGACAUCCAUCCAGACUGCUAUGGACCCUCAGGAAAAGGGUGGGGCUGGCUCUCUGUUGAGCCAAUAUGGCCUCAGUGUUUCACUUUGUUGCAGCACACAGACAUUCAAAACCAGGAAACCAACCAAUGCAUCUUGAACAAGCAUGUACACCCUGCCAGCAUAAGGGAUAAGCUCUACGAUGAAUAUAUUGAACAACCCCCAGGUCUCACUUGCAUAGGAUUCUUUUAUACUGUAAACUAACAAGAUUUGUAUAAAAACAGAUAGCAUUUUGUAUUAUUAUUAUUGUUAUUUGUUUGUUGUUGAAAUUGUUAAUUUAUAUAUCGAUCAAUUGAUAUGUUGUAGCAAGAGCCAGAUUCAUAAAUCUAAUUUCGCUAUAAAUGAUUUAAAGGGAAAAAAGCUAUUUAUGUAUUUGUUGUUUAGUUUGUAUAAUUGUGUCUUGUUUGAAGAGAAACGCCCAAAUGUGACUUGGUUGUUGCGCCAUCGCAGGGAAGAAACGUACUGUAUUUUUAAAUGCUCAGUGUGUACAGGUUGUUGUGUGUUGAUUCUCAAACUGAAGGUGUUCCUCGAGACGUACAUUUCACUUGACUUUGUAAGUUAUUAUUUAAGACCAGCAAUAUAUAAUUUUCAUGAAACUCAUCUCUGACUGUUUUCUUCCUUUAUUUUGGUUGACUGAUGUGAGG
This is a messenger RNA of Coregonus sp. 'balchen', 19349 nucleotides long. NCBI's taxonomy places the organism in Eukaryota, Metazoa, Chordata, Actinopteri, Salmoniformes, Salmonidae. The record is from the annotation of a GenBank genome assembly.